UUGCCCCGCGAGCCGCCCGGUGUCCAGGACCUGGCGGGGAAUGGACGGAGGGAGCUGCUGCAUUGCGGCUGCUGCGAAAGAAGCCGAUAGCAGCGCGCGGCUCCGGAGCGGAGGAAGGCGGCCGAGCGGGAGCUGCGGGCGAAGCGGAGUCAGGCUGGCGGCUGAGGGGGCCGGAGGGCGAGGGCCGAGGGAGCCACGAGCCCCCGCAGCUGAGGAGGUGGCGGCGGCAGCGGCGAAGCGCGAGGUAGGCGGCAGAGAGGCGCUGGUGUAAAUGACUGCUGCUGCCUCCCAGACCAAGAUAACCUGCUCAGUCAGCUGGAGCCCCCUGUGGACAGCUGUCUCUCUCUCAGCUGAUGGAAACUGCUACUACCCACUGAAUGGGGAAGAGUGAAGUAAGAUCCACAGUACCAGCAGCAGCCACCGCCACCGUAGUAGCAGCAGCAGCAGCAGCCGCCGCCGCCGCCGUGGAAACAGCAGCAGCAGCAAGCAAGAGCUCUAUUGUUCCUUGGUGUUAAACAGUCCCCCCCCUCCUUUUCAACUGGCAUGCAGAAUAGCUGGAAAGCCAUUUCCCUUCUGCCCUCCCUGUGAAGACAUUCUGAAAGGGGGGAAAGAAAUUACUCACGCAAGGGUUACCCAUUGUGCGGCAGAUUUUGACACUGAAGCAGGCUUCUGGAGGCAUGGGGCUGAGAGAGAAGAGCGCAGCUUUAAUCGGUGGUCCAGGGGCUUCAUCUCUUUCAAGCAAGUGCAUUGGAGUUCUCGUGCUUCUCCUGUUUGGAAUCUGGGGAGCUAAGGCGCAAAGUGAAUUUGAAACUUCAUCCGUGUAUUUGUGGAAGACUGGUCCAUGGGGCAGGUGCAUGGGAGAUGAAUGUGGCCCAGGAGGCAUCCAAACUCGAGCGGUCUGGUGCGCCCACGUGGAAGGAUGGACCACACUGGUCACGAACUGCAGGCAGGCAGAGAGGCCAGACAACCAGCAGAACUGCUUCCGGGUUUGUGACAGGCACAAGGAGCUAUACGACUGGCAGCUGGGCGACUGGAAUCCAUGCCAGCCAGUUCUUUCAAGGAGCAUUGAAAAACCCGCAGAGUGCGUCCGAGGGGAAGAAGGGAUUCAGAGGAGACACAUCACCUGUGUCCAGAAAUCGAACGGUGUUGUUGCUGAGGACACUAUAUGCGAGUACUUUGAGCCGAAGCCUCAGCUAGAACAGGGAUGCCUCAUCCCUUGCCGGCAGGACUGCAUCGUGUCCGAAUUCUCGGCUUGGUCAGAGUGCUCUAAGACAUGUGGCAAAGGGCUGACGCAUCGCGUCCGCCACAUUGUUGCCCCGCCCCAAUACGGAGGCUCUGCCUGUGCUAACCUGACUGAGUUCCAGGUUUGCAACUCGUCUCCAUGCAGCGCUGAGGAAAGCAUGUACAGCCUGAAUGUGGGGCCCUGGAGUUCCUGUUCGGUGCCCCACACACGUCACGUAAGGCAAGCGAGGAAACGAGGGAAGAACAAAGAAAAGGAAAAGGACAAGGAAAAAGCGAUAAGGGACCCGGAAGCCCGUGAGCUUCUGAAGAAGAAAAGGAACCGUAACAGACAGAACAGACAGGAGAACAAAUAUUGGGACAUACAGAUUGGAUACCAGACGAGGCUGGUGAUGUGCACUCACAGGAAUGGGAAGACUGUUGCCUUGAGCUUUUGCCAACAAGAGACGCUACCAAUUACCUUCCAGUCCUGUGUGAUCACUAAGGAAUGCCAGGUGUCAGAAUGGUCUGAAUGGAGUCCAUGUUCCAAAACAUGCUUUGAUUUGACAUCCCCUAAAGGUAAUCGUACAAGAACACGGACCAUUAAGCAGUUUCCUAUUGGCAGUGAAAACGAGUGUCCAGAGCUAGAAGAAACGGAACAGUGCACAUCUCAAGGAGAUGGGGUGGCUCCUUGUAUCACGUAUGGAUGGAGAACCACAGAAUGGACAGAAUGUCGCAUUGACCCUUUACUAAGCAAACAGGAUAAACGUCGAGGAAAUCAAACAGCUCUGUGUGGAGGUGGGAUUCAGGUUCGGGAGGUAUAUUGUGUGCAAGCUAAUGAAAAUCUCCUCUCCUAUUUAAAUACCCUUAAGGAAAAAGAAGAAAGUCAGUCACAGAGCACAUCGAGGGCUAGUGCUGCACCACUUCUAUCAAUCACUUUUGAAAUAACAGCAUCUAAGCCAGUGGACUACAAACUGUGCACAGGGCCGACACCUAGCACAACGCAAUUGUGCCAUAUUCCGUGCCCCAUAGAGUGUGAGGUAUCAGCCUGGUCGGCUUGGGGGCCGUGUACCUUUGAAAGCUGUGAUGACCAACAAGCCAAAAAGGGUUUUAAACUAAGGAAACGUCGCAUUACAAACGAACCUACAGGGGGUACUGGCAACUGUCCUCAUCUGCUUGAAGCCAUCCCAUGUGAAGAACCUUCUUGCUUUGAUUGGAGGAUAGUACGGCUGGAAGACUGCGUUCCAGACAAUGAGAAGGAGUGUGGGCCUGGUACUCAGGUGCCACAGUUUGUCUGCAUCAACAGUGAUGGAGAAGAGGUUGAUAGACAGCUGUGCAGAGAUGCUAUCUACCCAGUCCCCAUCGUCUGUGAAGUUCCAUGCCCAAAGGAUUGUGUACUCAGCACGUGGUCUGGUUGGUCCUCCUGCUCACACACCUGCUCUGGCAAAACCACAGAAGGAAAACAGAUGCGUGCUCGCUCCAUUUUGGCAUAUGCAGGUGAAGGAGGACUUCAGUGCCCAAACAGCAGUUUGCUGCAGGAAACACGCAGCUGCAAUGAACAUCCAUGCACAGUGUAUCACUGGCAAACAGGACCUUGGGGCCAGUGUGUAGAGGAUGUCUCCGUGUCGGCAUUCAAUUCUUCUGCAGGCUGGAAUGGAGAGGCCACCUGUGCUGUUGGAAUGCAAACAAGGAAAGUCAUCUGUUUGAGGGUCAACGUGGGACAAGUUGGACCCAAAAAGUGUCCUGAAAGCCUUCGCCCUGAGACCGUUAGACCUUGCUUGCUACCCUGUAGGAAAGACUGCAUUGUGACACCUUACAGCGAUUGGACACCAUGCCCUUCAUCAUGUCAAGAAGGGGAUAUGAAAGUGACGAAACAAUCUCGGCAUCGAGUGAUCUUGCAACUCCCUGCGAAUGGUGGCCGAGACUGCCCAGAUACUUUGUAUGAAGAAAAAGAUUGUGAAGCUCCUCCCGUCUGCUUGUUUUUCAGAUGGAAGACUCAUAAAUGGCGCAGGUGUCAGCUCGCACCAUGGAAUGUUCGUCAAGCCAGCCCCGGUGCCCAGGAAACAUGUGGGCCUGGUCUACAAGCAAGAGCUAUUACUUGUCGCAAGCAAGAUGGCGGACAGGCUGACAUCAGUGAAUGCCUUAAGCAUGCAGGCUCUUUGCCACCUUUAACACAACCCUGCCAAAUCCCUUGCCAAGAUGACUGUCAGUUCACAAGCUGGUCAAAGUUCUCUUCUUGCAAUGGGGAUUGCGGAGCAUUUAGGACAAGAAAGCGCUCUCUUAUUGGGAAAAGCAAGAAGAAGGAGAAAUGCAAAAAUCCCCAGCUGCAUCCACUGAUUGAGACCCAGAUCUGUCCAUGUGACAAGUAUAAUGCCCAGCCUGUGGGGAACUGGUCAGACUGCAUCUUACCCGAAGGCAAAGUAGAAGUACUGCUGGGAAUGAAAGUACAAGGAGACAUCAAAGAGUGUGGGCAAGGCUACCGUUACCAAGCCAUGGCUUGCUAUGAUCAAAACAGCAGACUGGUCGAAACAUCACGAUGCAACAGUCACGGGUACAUCGAGGAAGCUUGCAUCAUCCCAUGCCCCUCGGACUGCAAGCUCAGCGAAUGGUCCAACUGGUCUCGCUGCAGUAAAUCCUGUGGCAGUGGGGUGAAAGUCAGGUCCAAAUGGCUCCGGGAGAAGCCCUACAAUGGCGGAAGGCCUUGCCCCAAGUUGGAUCAUGUCAAUCAGGUAUAUGAGGUAGUCCCGUGCCACAGCGACUGCAGCCAGUACAUCGGGGUCACUGAACCCUGGAGCGUGUGCAAAGUGACAAACGUGGACUUAAAGGAGAAUUGUGGAGAAGGUGUGCAAACGAGGAAAGUAAGAUGCAUGCAGAACACCAUGGAUGGUCCUUCGGACACUGUUGAAGACUACCUAUGUGACCAAGAAGAGAUGCCCAUUGGUGCUAGAAAGUGCACAUUGCCAUGCCCGGAGGAUUGUGUCAUGUCUGAGUGGGGCCAAUGGUCUCGGUGUUCCUUGCCGUGUAAUGGAAGCAGUGUGAGGGAACGAACAGCGGAAGUCGUGAGGCAACCUCAAGGAGGAAAGCCCUGCCCUGCUGCCGUGGAGACAGAACCCUGCAGCCUGAACAAAAACUGCUACCAUUAUGAUUAUAAUGUGACAGACUGGAGCACCUGCCAGCUAAGUGAGAAAGCCGUCUGUGGUAACGGGAUCAAAACAAGGAUGCUUGAUUGUGUUCGCAGCGAUGGCAAGUCGGUGGACCUGAAGUACUGUGAAAAGCUUGGCUUGGAAAAGACCUGGCACAUGAAUACAUCUUGUGUGGUAGAAUGCCCUGUGAACUGCCAGCUGUCGGACUGGUCUCCGUGGUCUGAGUGCUCUCAGGCUUGUGGCCUAGCCGGAAGGAUGCUACGCAGGAGAACUAUUAUUCAACCAUUCCAAGGUGACGGGAGACCUUGUCCUUCGCUAAUGGAGCAGUUCAAACCAUGUCCAGUAAAGCCCUGUUAUCGGUGGCAGUAUAGUCAGUGGGAUGAAUGCAAAGUUGAGAAUGCUCAGUGUGGAGAAGGGACAAGAGUCAGAAACAUUUCCUGUGUGGUCUAUGAUGGAUCCAGCGAUGAUGCUGGGAAAAUAGUGGAUGAAGAAUUUUGUGGGGAAAUUGAACCGGUUGUUGAUGGCAAUAAGAAAAUGGUGCUUGAGGAAACAUGUACCCUACCUUGCCCAGGUGACUGUUACUUAAAGGAGUGGGCAGAAUGGAGCCUCUGUCAGUUGACCUGUGUAAAUGGCGAAGAUCUUGGCUUUGGGGGAAUACAAGUUCGAUCUCGAGCGGUGAUCAUUCAGGACCUAGAUAAUCAACACCUUUGCCCAGAGCAAGUAUUGGAAACAAGGCAGUGUAAUGAUGGCCAGUGUUAUGAAUACAAAUGGAUGGCCAGCCCAUGGAAGGGAUCUUCUCGAACAGUAUGGUGCCAAAGGUCAGAUGGAUUAAAUGUUACAGGAGGCUGCUUAGUGAUGCGCCAGCCAGAUGUUGACAGGUCAUGUAAGCCACCGUGCAGCCAGCCCUAUUCUUACUGUAGUGAGACCAGAACGUGUGCCUGUGAAGAAGGGUACACAGAAGUAAUGUCUUCUGACGGCACACUUGAGCAGUGCACUCUCAUCCCGGUGGUCGUCAUCCCCACAGUGGACGACAGAAAGGGAGAUGUAAAAACCAGUCGAGCUGUAAACCCCACGCAGCCAUCUAAUCCCCAAUCAGGACGAGGAAGGACUUGGUUCCUGCAGCCUUUUGGACCAGAUGGGAAGCUGAAGACCUGGGUUUAUGGUGUAGCUGCUGGUGCAUUGGUUUUGCUCAUCUUUAUUAUUUCUAUGGUAUAUCUAGCCUGCAAAAAGCCAAAGAAGCCUCAAAGAAGACAGAACAACCGUCUCAAACCUUUAACGCUGGCUUACGAUGGAGAUGCAGAUAUGUAAAAUAAUGACUUCCCAUUGACUCUAGUCUCUUGAAACUGUAGUGUUCAAAAACAACACACAUGUGUGUACGUUACUGAGCAGAUGUUACACCACAAGACAAAAAAAAAAGACUUCACAAUGGCCAUGGAUAUUCCAAGAAACAUGCUUUGUUCUA
Zootoca vivipara (common lizard) is the source of this 5823-nucleotide messenger RNA. It is a transcript of the gene THSD7A, whose product is annotated as thrombospondin type 1 domain containing 7A. NCBI's taxonomy places the organism in Eukaryota, Metazoa, Chordata, Lepidosauria, Squamata, Lacertidae. The record is from RefSeq and is a predicted model, not a curated record. Gene Ontology annotation, cellular component: plasma membrane. Gene Ontology annotation, biological process: actin cytoskeleton organization.